Molecule: messenger RNA, 1092 nt
Organism: Molossus molossus (Pallas's mastiff bat)
Lineage: Eukaryota; Metazoa; Chordata; Mammalia; Chiroptera; Molossidae
Gene: RSPH9
Product: radial spoke head component 9
Exons: 6
Coding region: 32-865 (277 amino acids)
Biological process (GO): motile cilium assembly; cilium movement involved in cell motility; axoneme assembly
Cellular component (GO): axoneme
Source: RefSeq, a predicted model, not a curated record
CCGGAGGGCGCGGAGCUGAGCAGCUGCCGAAAUGGACUCGGAGAGCCUCCUGCUGUCCCUGGAGCUGGCGUCCGGCAGUGGGCAGGGCCUCAGCCCGGAUCGUCGGGCCUCGCUGCUCACUUCCCUUUUGCUAGUUAAGCGCGACUACCGUUACAGUCGGGUGCUCUUCUGGGGCCGCAUCCUCGGCCUGGUCUCCGAUUACUAUAUCGCGCAGGGCCUGAGUGAGGACCACCUUGCACCGCGCAAGACACUGUACAGCCUGAACUGCAUGGAGUGGAGCCUCUUGCCUCCUGCCACGGAGGAGAUGAUGGUGCAGACGUCUGUGGUGAAGGGCCGCUUCAUGGGGGACCCCUCACACGAGUAUGAACACACCGAGCUGCAGAAGGUGAACGAGGGUGAUAAGGUCUUCGAAGAAGAAGUAGUGGUCCGGAUCAAGGAGGAGACCCGCUUGGUGUCCAUCAUUGACCAGAUCGACAGGGCUGUGGCUAUUCUCCCCCGGGGUGCCCUCUUUAAGACUCCUUUUGGACCCACCCACGUCAAUCGGACCUUUGAAGGACUGACCUUGUCUGAAGCCAAGAAGCUCAGUUCCUACUUCCACUUCAGGGAGCCUGUCGAGCUGAAGAACAAGACUUUGCUUGAGAAGGCUGACCUGGACCCCUCCCUGGACUUCAUGGACUCCUUAGAGCAUGACAUCCCCAAAGGGUCCUGGAGCAUCCAGAUGGAGAGAGGCAACGCCCUGGUGGUGCUGCGCAGCCUGCUCUGGCCAGGCCUCACCUUCUACCACGCUCCCUACACCAAGAACUGUGGCUACAUCUACGUGGGCACUGGCUCUGAGCGGCCCGAUGAGCAGGAGACCCAGCUCUAAAACAAGUGGCCGAGGAUCGGAAUGUGCUAACGAGAGAAUGGCGGGUGGAAAUGACUGUGGGCGGUGACGGCCAGAAGCCCUUUGAGGAAGGCGGCUCUUGGAUUCGUGUUUGAGUUGUACAUGGGCCAGGCAAGCCAACUCGCCUCCUUGCAGCCCCCAGGCCCACGACUAACUAACAGCUGUCAAAAUAGAGGAUGGGAACCUGUUUGGCCCAUGAACUCCCUUCG